This is a messenger RNA of Cantharellus anzutake, 1383 nucleotides long. RefSeq lists its product as uncharacterized. Gene Ontology annotation, cellular component: nucleus; cytoplasm. Gene Ontology annotation, biological process: phosphatidylinositol phosphate biosynthetic process; inositol phosphate biosynthetic process. The record is from RefSeq and is a predicted model, not a curated record. The coding region runs from base 1 to 1383 and encodes 460 amino acids. The transcript has 6 exons. NCBI's taxonomy places the organism in Eukaryota, Fungi, Basidiomycota, Agaricomycetes, Cantharellales, Hydnaceae. Gene Ontology annotation, molecular function: inositol hexakisphosphate kinase activity.
AUGACACCGCAGAGUCCAAGGCUACCUCAUGUUCCUUUGAAACCCUUCAGGAACCAGGUAGGUGGGCAUAGCGCGAUAUACAAGUUUACCAAGAGAGCCGUAUGUAAGCCUCUCGUCUCGAGGGAAAACCUCUUCUACGAGGCCGUAGAGCGGGAGUCACCCGAGCUCCUGGACUUUAUCCCCCGAUAUCUUGGUGUGAUGCUCGUUAACUACAGACGAGUUCGGAAGGGGUCCCAUUUGCACAAUCCUUCGGCCGCAAUUCAGGAUUCUGAGGAGAAAGGGGAUGGGAUGGGGAUGGGGAAUGCUAGGGUCCAACAACAUCAAUAUCAGCAUCGCCGUGCCACUCCCCCAAGGACUCCUACAGGUGAGCUGACGCAGCCAUCUUCCGGAGAGAGCACGCCUGCUCCUGGGCCUGGAAGUCCCGGACACCCUAGUGGAACCACGCGUCAGGAGCACUUUAUCCUAAUGGAAGAUCUCACGGGUCGCUUGAAGUAUCCCUGCGUGCUGGAUCUCAAGAUGGGCACGAGGCAAUAUGGGAUCGAUGCGACCGCUGCGAAGAAGAAAAGUCAGAGGAAGAAAUGCGACCGGACGACGAGUAGGACGCUGGGCGUUAGGGCAUGUGGUAAACAGGUGUGGAACCACGUCUCGCAAUCCUACGUCACGCAGGACAAAUACGUUGGCCGGGAUACCCGCACGGAGGACUUCCCCUGCGAUCUUGCCAGGUUCUUCUCCGAUGGGGAACGUCUUCUCGUAUACCAUAUCCCUGUCUUGCUUCACAAGCUUUAUCGCUUGGCCAAGAUCAUCAAUAGACUAAAAGGAUAUCGGUUCUAUGGCUGCAGCCUGUUAUUCAUAUACGAUGGCGACCAUGAAACGCAGGAGACGUACCGGAAAGCUUUUCUCCGACGGACUUUGAGUGAGGAUUUACAUGCUGGACAUGCUGCUGCCCGACAUUCCCGACAACAUCCCCGUGGUUGGAAGAAGCGGGGCGAGAUCAAUAUUCGGAUUGUUGACUUUGCGCAUACGACAACUGGGCGGGACUUUGUCGUUGUACCGCCAACUCCGCCUACCUCGAUGAAGGAUGCCAGUGUUGCCAGCGCCAGUAGGUAUUAUACCGACGUCGAUCCCGAGACAGGACUCAUUCGUGCUCGGUUCCCGCCACAUCGUUUGGAACGUCCCGAUCUUGGGUUUAUCUUUGGUUUGAAGAACUUGUCCGAAUCUCUUGAGCGAAUUUGGGAGGAGGAGCGUUCGAGACGGGCGAGACAGAUUAGGGAGGGGGCGGUUGACGUCGAGCCCCUUGAAAGAUUGAAUACGGAGUAUGGGAAGGUUGUCUUCGAGAGUAUCUUCCAGGGUGAAGAUGAGGAUCCUGGUAAUUUCUCGACCUGA